AUGUAAAUACGAUAAGAUUUAUAUAUCUUUAGGGAAUCCGAGGCGUAGCAAUCUCAUAAGAAACUCUCCAAGUUUAUUAAUAGACUUCAGUCUGACCUUACCAAAGAGGCUGAGUUUUUAAAAUAAAAUAUUGGUAGAGUAGCUUAACUAGUACCAAUCGUAGAUGAAAGCAAAAAGGAAUAUGCCAAGCUAACCACAGAAAAUGGAAAGAUUUAUGAGAUUCCAAUAUUGACAGGGACAAUGGGAGAGAAGCAUCUUGAUAUCAGAGCUCUCUAUACCUAAACAGGGAUGUUUUUAUUUGAUCCUGGCUUUACCAUUACUGGAAGUUGUGCAUCAAGCAUAUCUUAUUCUAAUGCAAAAGGAAAGCUAAUGUACAGAGGAUAUAGUAUAGAAGAAUUAAUUGAUAAGUCCUCAUAUAUGGAGGUAGCUUUCCUCUUGCUUUACGGUGAUUUACCUAACCAAAGUGAGCUUUCUGUAUUUGAGGAAAGAAUUAAGGAUGAGAUGGUUGUUCAUGAAAAAUUGCUAGAUUUUUACAAAGGAUUUACAGUUAACGCGCAUCCUAUGGCAAUUAUGUGUUCAGUAGUAGGAGCAUUGUCCUCAUUCAUUCACAAUACUCUAGAUAUUAAAGAUCCUAUUCAAAGAGAACUAUCUGCUAUCAAGCUCUUAGGAAAAAUGCCUGUAAUUGCAGCAAUCGCAUUCAGAACAUCAGCUGGAUUACCAAUCGUUCAGCCUAACAAAAAGCUAUCCUAUACUGAAAACUUCUUGCAUAUGAUGUUUUCUGAUCCAAUGGAUUCAAGCUUCAAAGUUCCAAAAAUCUUUAUCGAAUAUUUUGAGAAAAUAUUUAUUCUUCAUGCUGAUAAUGAUUAAGGCCCAUCAACAACUGCAGUUAGGAUUGCAGGUUCUUCUCUUGCUAAUCCCUUCGCUAGUAUCUCUGCAGGAGUAGCAAGUCUUUGGGGACCAAUGCAUGGUGGUGCUAAUGAAGAAUAAUUAGAUGUAUUCACUGAAAUAGGCACAAUUGAUAAUAUUCCUGCUUUCUUGGACUAAGUAAAGAGAAAAGAAAAGAAAUUGAUGGGAUUUGGCCACAGAAUUUACAAGAAUUACGACCCAAGAGCUAAAAUUAUCAAGCAGAUGUGCUUUGAACUAUUUUACAAGCUUGGAAUUUAAGAUCCUCUAUUUGAAAUAGCAAUCAAGCUCGAAGAAAUCGCUCUUAAGGAUGAAUACUUUACUAAGAGAAAUCUAUAUCCUAACAUUGAUUUCUAUACUGGAUUUUUACUCAGAGCUCUACAAAUUCCAAGAAACAUGUUUUGUGUUAUUUUUGCUAUUACUAGAAGUCUUGGGUGGAUAGCCUAGUGGAGAGAAAUGAUGAGUGAACCUGUAUCCAGAAUUGGAAGACCUAGACAAAUUUAUGUAGGUGAAAAUCUUAGAUAGUUUGUUCCAAUUGAUGAAAGAAAGGAUGCAGCAGGCUUCACUAUUCAAGAAAACGAAUGA
Molecule: messenger RNA, 1488 nt
Organism: Stylonychia lemnae
Lineage: Eukaryota; Ciliophora; Spirotrichea; Sporadotrichida; Oxytrichidae
Source: the annotation of a GenBank genome assembly